Messenger RNA from Porites lobata, 9769 nucleotides. NCBI's taxonomy places the organism in Eukaryota, Metazoa, Cnidaria, Anthozoa, Scleractinia, Poritidae. The record is from the annotation of a GenBank genome assembly.
GUUUCACGAGCAAACUGAAGCCGUUUCGUUAAAUUAUAAUGCGCGCUUGUGUUAUUUGUUUACCCUCAAGAAAUGACAGACCAACUCUCUUUGAAAGCGUUGCAAGUCGUACUGGUCGGGGAGCAUUUGAGGAACAGGCUGCACGCUGAAGAAGACCCUGUUAUGAUCAAAGAUAGGCGAUAUCACUUGAGGAUGUACCCUUGUUGUUUUGUUGGUCGCGAUUUGGUUGACUGGUUGAUUCGACAUGGAGAUGCAAGUUCGCGCGGAGGGGCUGUGCAGUGCAUGAACGUUCUUUUAGAUCACGGUAUAAUUCACCACGGUAAGGGAAACGCAAGCGAAGAAAAGAAAAAGUCUUGUGUCUUGGAAAUUGCCAGUUAAGUUACUCUGCGUCUGUGCACAGAUUUUUUUAUUAGCGUUGAUUUGGAUUUAGGGAAGAAACUGGAAAGUAAGAAAUAAAUGCAAAGUAGAUUAUUGCGUCGUUAUCUGCGAUGAUAUUCUUUCUCUCUCUUUCUUUAUGUCGCGGUUCCAAUUUAAAUUCACAUUACUAGCAUUUCAUGUUCAUCUUUCCCGGCUAUAGUGAUAUUAGAAACCAAUGUAAUGUCCAAUAUUCCUAGUUGGCUUGCAAGGUCAAUCGGCCGUUAGAGCACAGCACCGGUAUCACAGAGGUCAGAGUUCAAUUCCUGGCCAACCUACUUUUUCAGGGUUUCUUUUCACAAAUGCAUAAGGCACGUCUUUAACUGGGAUGAUCCUCUUUGCAUUUAUUUCUUCAUUCUGCGGUUUCAGUAUAUUCAUCAUUUGAAACUGAAAAGUAUUGGUUGGGGGCAUGGUUGGUAAGAUGCACUUUAAGAAAUAAUUCAAUGUGUGUUGCUGGGAUCAUGAAAUCCUGGAAACCUUAGCCUUUCCUAGACUAAAUCAUACGACUGAACUAGUACUCCUACCCGACCCUCAGACCUGGCCUGUGAAAAGUGUAGUACUUAUAUUCAAAACCUGUCAUUGCACUAUUUUAAAACCUGGUAUACAAAUCCACACUGGCCAUGACUUCGCACUCAGCCUAUGCCCACAUUAGACACGGUUGAAAUCUUAGUGACAGCCCUGUUUCUAUACCCUACCCUAGAGUAGACUGAUGACUACCCUUCACAAUGCCAAAUUUAAUCAUAUAGCUCACUACCCCACCUUACAAGGAGAAUCCCCAGUGAUUAAGAGUUCUUGGAAUUUUUGUCUUGGCAUAGCUCUUCAAAGCUAGGACUUAGAUAUGUGACAAAUAAUCUUACCGUACCCUUAAACCUGGCUUGUAAAAAGUACAGUACUGAUAUUCAAAAGCUGUCCUUGUACUGUUUUUGAACCUGGUACACUCAGCCUAUGCCCACAUCAGAGCUACAUGUACAACAUUAUUUUGUUAUUUGAUCAAAUGUUUAAAAAAACCAGCGUCCAUUGCAACAGUUAAGGAUGAGCUACAAUAGCUUCCCUGUAGAAGACCUUGAUCCCGCAUGGUCAGGGCCCCAAAAAAGUCCCAUAUGGUAGUCCGGGACAAGUAGGUUUUCUUAUUGGAUGGGUAAGAGUCCAGACAAGUCAUUUUCUGACAAAGUCAUUGACUAAGAUGAGCAAGAAGUGGCCCUGGGCAAGGAAAAUGCAAGAGCUGGAAUCAAAGUUUUUUCAAGCCCUGAUUUUUUGUUGUCUUAAUAUGGCAUAGAUACGUGUAGGUCUUGAUGGUUUGUUUUAUUUAUUGCUAGUGUGCGAUGAUCACCAGUUUAAAGAUGAGAUGUUAUUCUACCGAUUCCGACGGGAUGAUGACACAGUUGUUCUUAACCCUGACCUUGUUGCAGUUUAUCGUGGCUGUGACAUUUAUCACAGGUAAAGAGAUUGACACUCAAACAAACCCUUGCUUCCACUUCCAGCAUGCAAUAGCAGAUACCUUUCCAGUUUUGUUUCAGUUUGCCUUGUAAUAAAAGCACAGAGACAGUGUCUUCUCUCUCAGGCUACCAGUUCCUGGCCGUGAGUCUUAAAAAUUCCCACAUCUUUUGUCCUAGGUGUCCUGUCUCAUAUUUUGUUUGUACAGUAUGCAGGUAACACUGCUUUCUUUUAGUCAUCAUGAUUUAAUAAGUGUUGUAAAAAAGGUCUUUUGUCCCUUUAUGGAACAAUGCAUGGUCAAUACAUAUUAUUAUUCCUUCAAAAUAUUUUGCCAUUUCUGAUUUUCUUAAAGCCUUCAGCUAAUUUUUCAUAACCAACUGGAGCUGACCAUAUUUGGAAGAUACGAGCAAUAUAGCAUCGAUUCGAUGGCAUAUUUGAUUUUUAACGAGGUUGAUCGAUGGUUUAUUUGAUUGGAAAUGAGACUGCAUAGGCAAUAGAGCACCGAUCAACAUCCUUUCCAGGCUCCGGUGACUAGCUGUAUCUUCAUGGGUGAACUGAAACAUAGAGUUCACCGCGAUUCGAAGACAAAUUUCUGAUUAAAGCUGAAUGGAAGCAGGGAGCAAAGAAAGUCAGUUUUGCAGCUUGCCAUUCGCACAAGCUGUAUCUAGCAUGUACUAGCCCAAAAUUCUUUUCAACUAGCCCCCAAAACGUUUUUAAUAAGCAGGAUUGAUUACACAGUUCUUAUGUAAUUUGAAUUUCUCAAAAAACUCCACUUGCCCAUCGGGCAAGUUAAGAACAGAAUUCACUAGCCCAAUAGCAAAAUCCACUAACCCCAGGCUAUCGGACACUACUUUCUUUGCAAGCUGUGAAGAAAUGUAAGAAUAUGCAAGACAUAUUGCUGGAUGAAAGUUAUCUACUUUUUGAGGAGUUUCCACAAGAGAAAACAUCUGUUUAUAUCCUUGUGAAAUCGUGCUAAAUGAAAGAAGUUUAGAAGAAUGUUUACAAGAAGGAAAGCUUGUUAAGAACUUAGAAAUAUUUUGAAUGAAUAACAAAAGAAUAAAAUUAUUGAAUUUCAGAGGAUGUUAUCCACCUCAGCCUUCAGCCUUGGUGGAUAACAUCCUCCUUGAUCUGCAUAAUUCUUCACAUCCUACUCAGUCUCAUAGGCCCAGUUGUUUGAAAGGUGGAUAAAUCUGUCCACUGGAUAAAAGUCUGUCCAGUGGAUAAUGCAAUAAGUUUCCCUAAUACUUAUCCGAUGGAUAGUGAUUUAUGAUCGGUGGAUAGCACUAUCCAACAUUUCAACAACUGGGGCCGUCGCUGUCAGUAUUUUACUAUUUUAUUUGCUCUUUUCUCUGUUGCUGUCGCAGUUUCAACCCAUCUUUGUAUCAUUUGUCACCAUUUCUACUGUCCCAUGUCAUUCAGUUUAAGGCCAUAUCACUUGUUACAAUUUUACCCUAACAGGACCUCAUUACUGGGUUCCUAUCCUGGUAUAUUCCUGAAAAUUACUUAAAAUGUCAAAAGCUUAACAAAAAGUGUCAGUUAAUGACAGGGGGAUGUUCUUUAACAAGCUCAGUCACUCUGCUAAGAUCUCCUACCACUGUGUAUUGACUGCAUGUAGAAUUACUACAAUGGGUAAACAGAGUUGUUAAGAGUUAAAAAGAAAAGAGAAAGGAAAUUUAACAGGGAGUAGUAGACUUUGGGGGCAGGAUGUGUAUUACUGGUUUUUUAGCUGUUGAAAUUGAUUUCCUGUUAUUCUGUUGACAUUUUAAUGAGAAACCCUCUUACAUUUUUCACCCACUUCCUCACUCAUAAUGAAGUGAAUGUCAAUUUCCAUACAGGGCAAAGAAUGAGGACUGCCAUUUAAUCAAGUCACGUCCUUGUCAUGACUUUGUGUACCGAAGUUGUUUCACAGGCGUUGAACUAGUGGACUGGUUGAUACAAAGUGGUGAAGUAACCGAUAGAACUCAAGGAUUAAUACUUGGGAAAGAACUCUUAGAUCAAGCAAUCAUUAAACAUGGUAAGGAAAGUCUAUUAAUAAAUGCAUGGAAGUAGGGGAAUUACCAAAUUUUUCUCAAACGAAGAAAAGGAGGAGGAAGCCUGGCUUAGCAGCAGUGCUAGAAUUGCAAUCUGGUGGCCCCAAUAAUAGUUCAUAAUCCCACACUGACUGCUAUAUCUGGAUUUAUUCUUAGUAGUUUUGAGUUAAACAUCAUCUGCCAUGCUUGUAAAUAGCCAAGUGGAUUACCUCCAGUCAUUUUGGAUUCAUUCCUUCUUGACCUUUAAGGCAAGAGAAUAAUUUGGAUCUUUUAUUUUUAAAUUUUUUAGGGAUAUAACCAAUGCCCUUUUUACAUGUCACUAGUUCUUUCAGAUAAGUUAUUUGCCACUUUAAGGUGAUGUUACAUAACCAAUGCCCUUUUUACAUGUCACUAGUUCUUUCAGAUAAGUUAUUCGCCACUUUAAGGUGAUGUUACAUGAGAUGAUUUGCAAUGAUGAUUUUCAGCAUAAUGCAGCAUAGCAAUGUUGGAACAAUGUUGCAACCAUUCGAAACAAUGUUGCAGCCAUUCGAAACAAUGUUGCAACAAUGCUGUAAUGCUGUGUUGCGCUAAAAAUCUUUGUUGCAAAUUGUCCCAUGUAACAUCACCUUUAGAAACAAGAAGGAAACUGGGCCAAGCUGAUUUUCACAAAGACUUCUGGGAUUGUUACUGGGGACACGCUGGUCAGCUAUUGGCCAAUUUGUUUCCCUCUCCCUAGUAACAGUCAGAAGACUUUGCAAAAGUCUGGGUUUUUUUUUAAAUUUUCUUACAACUCUUUUAGUUACAGAUGAAUUUCACUUUAGAGAUGAAAACAUCUUCUAUCAGUUCAUGAUUGAUAAAGUAGUAACCAGGAAGAUGAUUGACAGUUUGGGUAUUGUGGAUGACAAGGCUCCUGGUUCACCAAGGAACUUUAGACGACGCAAUCUUCCUCCAUUAAAUACACAGCGAUCUAGUCCUGUCCCCUUUUUAAAAGAAAAGCCAGGAAUAACUGAGCCACUUGGUAGGUAGUUUGGCGUACCAGAAUACGUAUCAAUGUGGAAAGGGUGGGUAAUGGCUACAGAUGGUGGGGAUAACAGCAAUGUUAUUACAUAAGAUCUAAUUUAUUGGUUCACCUAUGAGGAAUGAAAUCCUGUUCACUACAUCCAAGGGAGACGUGAAUCCACUUUUCUACCGGCAAAUCUCCUGCUAUUCCAGUAGUGAGGGCAUAUGCAACCCAAUUGGUGGUGGAAUGGCUCCAAAUACCAUACAUAUACGUCAUAUUCAUAGCUGUUACUUACAGAAAUGACAUUGAGGGAAUGGAAAAUUAGCUGUUUUAAAAUCUAGCAAAUGACAGGCAUUUUCAAUGAUCAUUGGCUGCCAUUUAUUCAUGGAUUAAAAGAAACCUUUACCCAGUGUAAUGUAGUGUUGUUGACAUUAGUAAAACUUAGUCACAUUUUAUUAGUGCGCAUGUGCUUAAAAAGUUACAUGCAGGUUAGGUUAUGUAUUACUCAUGUAAUAAUACUUGUGGAUGUGCUUUAACAUUUCAUAUUUCAGUCUCGCGAUAGUAUUAUGGAUAACAGUAUUUUAGUUGUUCGGGCUGUCUGAUUUGAAAGUUGAUUAUCUUUCUAGUUUAGUCAAUCUAACAAAAUAAUUCAUUAAUAAAAAUGAAAUUUUAUUCAUAAUAUUAUCACGUCCUUUUGAAAAGCUAGUUGUUAGAGUAUCUAUUCACAGUCAUGUAAUAUUCAUUACCCUGUGCAAUAACAUAUUAGGCAUUAUAUAAACCUGAAUAAUAUAUGUAAGUUGUCAGACGAGUUCACAAAGAGUGUCAGUGAAAAGGGUCAGCCCUCCCUCCCUUUCUCUGACAUAAUUAGAACUUGGAGUCCUUUGUUGUGUUCCUUGACAGGGAUCUCGUCCCAUAACUUAAUGCUAAUUAAGUCAGAGAAAAGGAUAAUGAAUUAUUUUUGAGAGAGAUGAGCUUUGGCUGCAAGUACAGCCCCUGUUAAUCACUUCUUUGAAGCAAUGACAGCACCUGUAUUUGCAGGGUAGCUGGUCAACCCUUCAAAAUUUUCUAAAUGAAUUAAUUUGUAAUUUUCAUAAAUAGGCCAUUUCCAAGUUGCCUCAAGCCUCUGUUUCAAAGCAAGGCUAAGUGCAAAGGCUUUGAUAUGAAAAUGAUUCUUUUAUUCUUGUGCAAAUAAAACUCAUUUUCACAACAAAGAAUUUGCACUUAGCCUUGUUUUGUAAGUGAGGGUUUUUUUGGAACUCUCAAAUGGCCUAUUAACCCUUUAAGUCUCGAGAGUGACGAAAAUCAAUUCUCUCCUAACAAUAUCAGUACAAAAUCAAAAGAAAAUGUUGUGAGAAUAUAUAAAGUAAUCACUUCAUGGAAAACGCUUUGAUCUUCAAACAAAUUCUCCCAACUAAUGAGGAAAUGUAUGGAGAUCAGUCUUGAGAAUUUGUAUUCGGAUAUUUGGGCUUAAAGAGUUAAGACUGGCUACCCCCAGGAUUGAAGAGGUCAUUUUAAGUAAUGGAUUGCUAUUUCUUGCCUAUUUCUAGAUUACUCACCAGACAGCCCAGAGUAUUUCCCAUCCAGUGGCAGCCCAAGUCAAUCACCCAGACCAGGUUAUUCACAGUGGCCAGCUGGGUCAUUUUACUCAAAACUAUUGUGCUAUGUCAAGGGGGAUGGGGGAGUCAAAAUGUACAUUAUUUUGUUUCCUUAAUUUAUUGUGGUUGACCAGGAAAAUAUAAUAAUUAUAAUGUAUUUCCUCAAACAAGUAUUGUAUGCUUUCUCUAAUAAUUACUGUCCUCCAAGUUAAACUGCCAACCCCCUUGGUCAAAGUUUUAAAUGAAUUUGUCAGUGUUAACAACACUUUGUGAAAAGUCUAAUCAUCUAGCUUAAGUUUUUAAAACACUACUUCACUUAAGUCCUUGCUUACUCUGAAUCCAUUUAGCGUAAAGUUCCAAAAGUAAUGACCCUCAUUACUUUUGGAUUCAGCAGCCUUUUCCUAUCGCUACUUUUGGAGGGUAGCUAAAACAUGUAUCAUACGUGGGCCGUACAAAGUUACGACAAUAAUAUCGCGACAAUAUUAUUGUGAGAACAUCCACACUUUUUAUUUGGAGAAACUUAUUUCAUUUUAAUUGUUGCUUUUUAAAUAAAUAUUCAAAAGGAUUGUUUGAUUACUUUGUGGGUAUUCACAGACAAAAGGAAGACUUUUCGAAGAAAAAAAGAUGUAAUGUACCUUUUGAGUUGCAUAAAGGAAUGCCAAAGAUCAUUAUAAUCGUUAAAAAAUAUAUCUAUAAUUUCUGUUAUUUUUAGCAAGAAGGGAAAUCACUUUUGUAGUCGCUACUUUCGGAGGGUUGCCACUUUCGAAGGGUCGCCACUUUCAGGGGGGUCGUUACUUUGGGAACUUUACGGUAAUGUUGUACAAAAAAUUGUCUCAAACUGGUCAAUAUAAAACUAUGAGUGCAAACAUUACUUUUUUCUCUUCUUCUCCCCUUCUCCUCCCCCUACAUAUUUUUUCCUUUUCCUGUUCUAAUAUGAUUUUUAACCUUGUCAGAGACAAAAAUACCCUGUUUUGGACUUAUUCCAGUCAAAUAACUGUAGUUUAAAUAGGCUACAUCUUAAAAGAAUACAGGCAGUCAGAUACUUUUCUUGAAGCCUUAUAACCACCAUUAGUCUUAAGUCAGUGCAGGUAAUGACUUCAGAAUGCAAAGAAAGUUGUGUCCCAUAGCCCAGGGUUAGUGGAUUUUGCUAUUGGGCUUGUGAAAACUGUUCUUAACUUGCUUGAUGGGCAAGUGAAGUUUUUCAAAAGAAUCCAACAGAUGAACUGUAAUCAAUCCCGUUGAUCUGGAAUUCUUGUUGGGGCGGCCGGGGGCGGGGGGGGCUAGUUAAAUUGACUCUUGGGCUUGUAUAUGCUAGCUACAGCUUGCUCGAAACGCAAGCUGUAAAACUGACUUUCUUUGCACCCUGGACGUUUUUAGCUUUCCUUAUUGCUAGUAGUUAAAAUGCAUUCUCCUAACGUACUGUAAUCUAGCUAUUCAAUCAUUGCUUGUUCAUUGAAAUUGAAUUACUUCAAAAUGAAGGGCAAUUUCUUAACAAAAUAGUUGUUAUUUACAAAUAAAAAAAUAUAAAUUUUGUUCUUUAGCUUUUAAAGUUGACUUGUAAUUUUUUAAAAAUUUUAUUGAAGUUAUUGUCAGAGAAAUUUCUACUGAAGAACUGUUGGAUCCUAAUGGGCCUUAUGUUACCAAAAAUAUCAGGGUAUGUUGGCUGCAACAUAAUUUAAUUAUUGUGAUGUGUAAUAGUAAAUAUAAAUUAUAACUGUUCCUUACUGAAGCCAAUCCUACAAGCGAAAACAUUAUAAUAAUAAUAAUUAUUAUUAUUAUUAUUAUUACUAAACUGUAUUAUUAUUAUUACUGCCCUGACUGUGAGUUUUCAAGUCAAACUCAAACUAUUGAUGAAGCAAGUCCUACACAGCCUUCUCCCUAAUAUUCAGUUCCACCUUUACCCUUCUUUGUUCUCUCAUUCUGUCAAGUUUUAUGUACAAGUCCAUGUAGCUCCCUCAAACUAAAAGUUAAAACAACUUAAUAAGCCACAGAGCAAUAUUGUUUGCCCCUUUAUCUUCUUCAGGUCAAGAGUGAUGCAGUUGGGUUUGGGUUUGUAGUUCGGGGUUCCAGUCCAGUGUACAUACAAACAGUAGAUCCAAAAGGACCCGCAGCAGCUGCUGGGUUAAAGGUAUGAGAGAAAAUUUUUUAGUAUUCACCAUGCCCAUGGCUCCACCUGAAAAGAACCAUCCUUUUAAUCAUCUUGCACAAUGGCCUUCACAACUUUUGGACUCUUUUCAGCUCUUUUGUGCUCUUCAAAGUAGCACACACAGAAACCAACCUUUGUCACAGAAUACUUGUGUAUCUUGCACAAUAGUAUGAUGAAAAAUUUCUUGAAUCCACUUUGCUUGACCAAUGCUUCUUUUUUCAUUAAAAAAAGACCCUGCAGCCACUCGAGCUUCAAAUUGAUAGUCUCAAGUAUUUAAUCUGUCCAGUCAUCAUGUCUAACGGCAGAGAGGAUUUCAUACUCGUCUGACACUGGCCAUACUGGUAUUUAGAUCCGUCCUAGCCCCAAGAACAUCUCUAUUUGCAGCUCUGAGAAUAAGAAAAAGAUGGGCAAAGGUUUUUCCCCUCUUUUAAAUAAAGCAUGUGGUAAAUACCCUUCAAAGAUACUAAUACUAAUACUAAAUGCUAAUCUACUUACUCAUCUCACUGCCCACUCAGAAACAAAGGGCUGUCCAUGGCCUAGAUUCCUCAUGCCCAGAACAAGGUCUUUAAACUGGUGAAGCAAAAAGUAGUAUUCCUGUUUUUAGACAAUAACACCAACAGUAAGUUCUCAAUGCCUUAUUGGUACAAUUAUUCGCCUCUGCACUAACUAUUGACAAGAAUUUAUGUAAAAAUUGUUACUGGUACAUUUAAUUUGUUUUUGAUGUGCAUUUCCUUUUUCCCACAACUUUGAUGUGUGACUAAGAAUGUUUUGCAUUACGAGACAAAUUUGUCAGAUAUUUGUGACACCUGUAGAAAAAGAGUUAAUGGGGAAAUCAUAUGCAGCUUACUGUUAUUAGGGCUUAAUAAUCGGUUAAUGAAGCAGACAACCACACUGUCAUGAGAAUCAAACCUUACUUAAGGGCUAUUAUCAUUUAUGAAAAACUCCUUUUUUUCAGUUCAACAGUUGCUUGAAAGCUAUUAUUCUAAUGUGUCACUCAUUGACCAAUAAUCCUUUUCUCGCCUUUCUCGCCAUGCAGGUCCGAAUGUACUUAAAGUCUGUAAAUGGAAAAGACGUUCUGUACUGGAAUCACAAACAGGUGUCUCAGGAGAUUCUCAGAGGGCAGAAUAUAGUCAAUCUUGAAGUCAUGACACAUUUCAAAGGCAACCAAUGA